AUGGCCAAACCUCAAGUAACCCUCUAUUUCGACCUCCUCAGCCCGUUCAGCUAUAUCGCAUUCCACAUCCUCAAACUAGACCUCCCCCAUUUUCAGGACCUGUACAAUAAGGUACACCCCAGUCCUCCUUCGCGAUCUCUUCCAACAAUGCCAGAACACACCCCCACUCGCCGUCAAAAGUAUAACCCUCCCCCUUCUCCCUCAACCAACAUGUUUCUCAAGAUAAAUCAAGAGCCUAACAAAGGAGGAAAAGAUAAAUCCGCCUGGCUCAACAAUCAACGCCUCUACUGGUCCCGCCGUCUUAACCUCCCCAUGUGCAAAACCACGCCCCAGGGUUUCCCUUUCCCGACUGUCGAAAUACAACCCGUUCUCUGCGUGAUCAGCGAACGGUUCCCUUAG
This is a messenger RNA of Aspergillus alliaceus, 399 nucleotides long. RefSeq lists its product as uncharacterized. Lineage: Eukaryota; Fungi; Ascomycota; Eurotiomycetes; Eurotiales; Aspergillaceae. The transcript is spliced from 2 exons. The record is from RefSeq and is a predicted model, not a curated record. The coding region runs from base 1 to 399 and encodes 132 amino acids.